This is a messenger RNA of Rubroshorea leprosula, 1797 nucleotides long. Lineage: Eukaryota; Viridiplantae; Streptophyta; Magnoliopsida; Malvales; Dipterocarpaceae. The record is from the annotation of a GenBank genome assembly.
GGUGUACUCGGUUGUCGAUUUCUCCAUGUUUAUGCCCCUCAUUUCUCUCCACUCCCAUGUGAUUUGGCCCUCUCUUUCCCCCUCACCAUUCCAUUUUCCUCCAGUUCUUUCAGUUUUUUUCUUUAAAAAUCAGUUCUUUGGCUAUUCCUGAGAUGGACUAAACGCAGACACUGACAGUGAAGCAAAUCUCAGUUUCUGCUCUCUCUGUCUCUCUUGUAUUCAACUUUUGGGCUUCAAAAACUAGACACCCAUUUCAAAUUGGAGUUUUGAAGAGCUGAUUUUGAAGCAUUUGGGGGGAGAUGUGUUUUUGAGUUCAUCAACAAUUGAGUAAGGUAGGACUGUCUUCUCUGUAUCUAAAGUUUCUGCUGUUGUGUUUCCAUUCUUUUGGUGCUUUACUAAAUCUCUGAUUCUUUAAACCCAGAUAGAGAUUGUUUAGGGAGGAAGAAAGAUUUUAUCUUUUUUGGUUAUAAUGAGGGACUUUCCUUCUUGUUUUGGUGAAAGUGGAGUUCAAGUUGCUGAUUCUUCUUCAUCAAGUACUUCUAAAGCUGCUCAAAAUUUAAUUACUUGUGUUUAUCAGUGUAAAUUUCAUGGUAGAUCGUGUUUGAUUACGGUUACAUGGACCAAGAGUCUGAUGGGUCAAGGCCUUUGUAUUGCAAUUGACGAUUUGGCCAAUCAGUGUUUGUGUAAGGUUGAUAUAAAACCAUGGUUGUUCUCAAAGAGAAAAGGGUCAAAGAAUUUGGAGGUAGAUUCUAGUAAGGUUGAUAUAUAUUGGGAUUUGUCUAAUGCUAGAUUUGGUUCUGGGCCAGAACCACUGGAGGGGUUUUAUGUAGCUGUUGCAUUCGACCAAGAAGUAGUGUUACUUCUUGGGGAUUUGAAAAGGGAGGCAUACAAGAAGGUUGAUUCUGCUCCUGUUAAUUCCAAUGCCAUUUUUAUUGCAAAAAGGGAGCACAUUUUUGGGAAGAAAUUGUAUGGUGUCAAGGCUCAAUUUUGUGACAAGGGGCAGAUGCAUGAUGUCACAAUCGAGUGUGACACUUUGGAUCUCAAAGAUCCAUGCCUUGUUAUCAGAAUUGAUAGUAAGACAGUGAUGCAGAUCAAGCGGCUUAAGUGGAAGUUCCGUGGCAACCAGACCAUUUUGGUGGAUGGGCUUCCUGUAGAAGUGUUUUGGGAUGUGCACAACUGGCUCUUUGGUAAUGCAACUGGGAAUGCAGUUUUCAUGUUCCAAACCUGCCUAUCUGCAGAAAAAUUGUGGGCUAGCCAAUCUAUUUUUGAUCCAUCUGUAUUGACAUGGUCUCACUCUCAGAAAUUUAGGGAUUACCAGUUACAAGGUCUUGGUUUCUCAUUGAUAUUGUAUGCUUGGAAGAAUGAAUAGAAAUGUACUUUUCAGUUUUCACUCAUGUGAGUUAAGAAAUGCUUCGUGCUAUAUAUUUUCAUAGACAAUGUGAUUGAAAUAGAGUAUAUGCAACUUGAAAGAAGAAUUAAUUAGAUGCACCAAAAUUGACAUGACGUGCCUUGUAAUUUACAAAUAGCUUGACUUUUGUACCAUUUCUGCAUUCUUUCCAUAUCUGAGGAUAGAGUCUCUGGUCCAAUGUCUUCUUCAUAAACUUUGCAUAAAACCCAACUGUCUAACUGACAAAAGCAUAUUCAGAAUUGAGUGAGAUUAGAGAAUGGAAACUCUUUGAAUGUAUGUACCAGAAAAUACUCCUUGAAUGCCAAGCUCAAGAAGUUUGAGAAACUUUGUUCAUCCUAUACAUGUCUUCUGAUUCAACAUUUGAAUUCCAAUAUAGUUUAAGUUCAAUC